AUGGCCGAAGUCGAGAAAUCGCCCGACCCUAAGGGCUCGAUGAAUGAGGACUAUGUUUCCAACCCCAUAGUGAAUGCAGACAAGCUUGCCCGCCGCCUGAGCGGCCGCCAGGUGCAGAUGAUCGCGAUUGGCGGUACCAUCGGCACUGGUCUAUUCCUUGGAACUGGAUCUUCACUCGCAACAGGCGGACCAGCCUCCAUGCUUCUCAGUUACGCGAUUGUCGGUGCAAUCGUGUUUAUUACCAUGCUCUCUCUUGGUGAGAUGGCAGCGUUCAUGCCUGUCGCCGGCUCCUUCUGCACUUACGCCGGUCGUUUUGUUGAUAAAGCUCUUGGAUUCGCUUUAACGUGGAACUACUGGUUCAAUGAUGCUGUAUCAACGGCAUCCGAUAUUCUGGCACUGCAGCUUCUGCUGCAGUAUUGGACAGAUAAUUUCCCCGGAUGGGCAAUCAGCCUGAUCUUCUUGGUCGUCGUGAUCGUUCUGAAUGUCAUGUCUGUCAAGGUUUAUGGCGAGAUCGAAUACUGGCUGAGUCUUCUCAAAGUGAUUACGAUCGUCGUGAGUGGUCAAGAUCAAGUUUUCCUGGUUUUCUUAUAUCUAACUGGGACCCAGAUCUUCAUUAUUCUAGGAAUUGCCGUCAACUGCGGCGGAAAUAAAAACCAUGAAUACAUCGGCGCAAGAAAUUGGACGAAAGGUGAUGCACCUUUUGUCGAUGGAAUCGGCGGUUUUGCGUCUGUUUUCGUCACAGCUUCAUUUGCAUAUGGUGGAACCGAAUCCAUCGCUAUUACAGCAGGUGAGACGAAAAGUCCCGCCAAAACAAUGCCCAAGGUUGUCCGGAAUGUCUUCUGGCGAAUCAUCCUCUUUUAUCUCCUCUCUAUUGUGAUCAUUGGCUUCAAUGUACCCUACGACUAUCCAGGUCUUUCGGAUGGAGAUACAAAGACCAGCCCUUUCACUAUUGUUUUUCAACAAGCCGGCUCUGCAGUUGCCGGUAGCUUCAUCAACGCAGUAAUCAUGACAUCGGUCAUUUCCGCUGCGAAUCACGCCCUCUUCGCUGGAUCACGUCUACUCUUCACCCUCGCUGUUGACGGAUACGCACCUAAAUUCUUUGGCCACCUGAAUCGCUUCCAUGUUCCUUGGGUGGCUGUUCUUGCUACAUCUGUGAUCAGUGGUCUCUGCUUUGGGGCUAGCUAUAUUGGCGCCGGAAAGCUAUGGUCCUGGCUUCAAAAUAUCGUCGGUGUGUCAAACCAGCUCUCCUGGAUUUGCAUCGGUAUCGCUUCUUUGAGGUUCCGAUCGGCGGUUCGUGCCCAGGGAAUUGAGCAUCUCCUUCCCUUCAAAAAUUGGACGUACCCCUUCGGACCCAUCUUCGCCAUUGUGUUGAACUCAUUCCUCGUCCUUGUUCAAGGAUGGAAGUGUUUCAGCCCACAUUUCAAGGAUGUCGACUUUGUCUCUUAUUACAUCGAGAUACCAAUCAUGAUUGUCAUGUUCUUGGCAUGGAAGUUGGUCAAAAGGACCAAGUUUGUUAGGAAGUCAAAUAUGGACUUGAGGACUGACCGGUAUGAUCCUUCGCAAGAAGACCAACCGGAGGAUGAAGUUUCCAAGUCGGCUGGCCUUUGGGGUAAAAUCCAGCGAUUUGGUCAGUGGGUGUUCUUAUAA
Molecule: messenger RNA, 1647 nt
Organism: Penicillium salamii
Lineage: Eukaryota; Fungi; Ascomycota; Eurotiomycetes; Eurotiales; Aspergillaceae
Source: the annotation of a GenBank genome assembly